GAGCAAAGGUAAAAAUUCAAGACGGUUACAAUGUUUUAUUUUUCGUGAAAUGCUUUAUUGGCUUCAGAGUGUAGAAACCCGAACCUUGAAAUGGCCAUCACGUGAUCUACCCCAUCGCUUACAUCCUAUUCCUUACUUCUCGUCUUGAGAACAUGGACCUUUGCUCUCAACACCGGUUAUACUGUAAGCAGUAGUAGCCAUGACGCCUGUCAAGAUUUCAUUCAGUCCAGAACCGUAUCCUGAUGGAUCCCCAGAAAUACUUCAAGAAAUCACUCAUGAUAAUGGACAUAUUUGGACUUGGACACCUUUACUUCAGCAUAAAUGUUCAUUCCCCCCCGAGAUCUUUUCGCAGGUUAUGCUGAAUUUAGUUCGGAAUCCAAACAUUAACUCUAACCAUUUAUUUCGAGCUGAUAUAUCGUUGGAACAGCAAUUUGAUGAGAAUUUUCAGAAUGAUCCCACGAUUCCUGCGAGGAUCAUUCAUUUUCGCAACUACACUUUACAAAAAGUUAUGGUAAGAACCAUGAUACCCAGAAAUAUUCUAAAAGAUAGGCCACUCGAUCAAACAUGUCUCUUUUAUACGCAAAGUAUGGAUACUGGAGAACUUCAAUCUUUAGUCAUUUAUCUCCCUCACAUAUCAUCACCUGAUGAAUCACCAUUUUAUCAUCCCAAGGUUCACGGAAUUGCCUUUCAGCAUACUUUUAAUCCUGGGACGCAGGAUGGAAAUAUUGCAAUACACUAUUCAUUUUUCGAUUCCGAACCUCGCUCUCAGAUACUUGAAAGAACCGCCGGGCAUCUAUUGGCUGCUCUGUAUAAGCAUGGACAGGGGACUGCUGCAGGAUAUGUCAAGAAGGUUCAUCAUGAUACUAUCAUAGCUCAAGCUACUGUUCAAAAUACAUAUGCUCGUCUCAAGGCCAAAUAUGCAAAGACUCUGAUUGAUAAUUGGGCUGAAGUCACAGACCCUGAAAAGCAUGUUUUCGAAGAUCUGAACAUCGCAGCAUUCCUCAUUGAACUUUGGGCCGAUACUUAUAAAGACACAGAGUUUCCAGGUUAUGUUGAUAUUGGCUGUGGAAAUGGAUUGCUCGUUCACAUUUUAUCAGAGGAAGGUUAUACAGGUUGGGGGUUUGAUGCCAGGGAACGAAAAUCUUGGAGUGUUUUCGGGCCAAAAACACGAGAAAAAUUACAAGAACUUGUCUUAAUACCCUCAAUUCUAUAUUCAGAGUCAAAUGAAAAUCAAACCUCGGGACCUGAUAUUCAUAAUGGGACGUUUCCCAAGGGAACAUUCAUUAUUUCAAAUCACGCCGAUGAGCUGACUCCAUGGACACCUAUCCUUGCGAACAUCUCGCAAUCUCCAUUUAUGAUGAUUCCAUGUUGUAGUCAUGCUCUUAGUGGCGCAAGGUAUAGAGCACCACCUCCCAAAGGAUCCGAAGGUACUCCAUCGGCUUACGCUUCUCUUGUCGCAUGGGUUGCGGGGCUUGCUGAAGGAUGUGGAUGGGAAGUAGAGAAGGAAUGGCUACGAAUACCUAGUACGAGAAAUGCAGCUUUAAUCGGAAGGAGAAGAAAAUUAGAUUAUGGAGAGAUUGAUGUACGGGAGUUUGUGGAUGCAAAUGGUGGAGCUGCAGGUUGGAAAGAGAAUGCAAUGAAGUUGGUGACGGGAAAAGCGAAAAAUCAUUGAUGGAUUCGUGUCCAAGGCUCAUGCUGUCAUCAUUUCUACCAGCCAAUAUAUCGUCACAUGCGAAACUCUUUUCCCAAACUCAAAGUGCCAGAGAUACAGUUCCUAUCUGCGAGCCAACUUUCCACGGCCCAAAAUUCUCUGUCCCGAUCUCGAAAAUGCCGAGAAAUACGCAGUUUAUCUGCGAAACCUUUCCACCAACAAGGAAACUCCAUCUGAUGAG
This is a messenger RNA of Sclerotinia trifoliorum, 1892 nucleotides long. The record is from the annotation of a GenBank genome assembly. Lineage: Eukaryota; Fungi; Ascomycota; Leotiomycetes; Helotiales; Sclerotiniaceae.